GUGGGUCGGUGCGUGCGGCCCUCCGGCUUUGCCCUCGCCAUGGCCCCCUGGAUGCGGCUGCUGUGGCUGCUGGCGCUGCUCCCGGGUGCGGCCCCCCGCCCGGCCGGGCCCGCGGUGGCCGACGCGCAGGCCUGGGGACCGCCGGCCCCCGAGCUGCUGGAGCCGGCCCGCUUCGCGCUGGAGAUGUACAACCGCGGCCGGACUCCGGAGACGCGGGCCGUGCUGGGGGCCGUCCGCGGGCGCGUCCGCCGGGCGGGCGACGGCUCGCUGUACUCCCUGGAGGCCACCCUGGAGGAGGCACCUUGCAACAACCCCACCGUGUGCCAGCUCCCCGAGACCAGGAGCACCCUACUCUGCAGUUUCGAAGUCUUGAAAGAGGAAGGAAAACAAAUGCUGCUGAGUAGAGAAUGUAGUCCAGUGGAUACCAAGGUUACAGACAACAGAAAUGGGACUCUCGGCACAUUCCUUUCAAUGAUGAAAGCAGCUCAUCCAUCCCAGGCCCUUUCUUCGAAGAUUUCUACACUCUUCAGGGACUUCGUUGUCACCUAUAACAAGACUUACGAGACAAGGCAAGAACUCGAGCUGCGCAUGUCCAUCUUUUCCCAAAACAUGAUACAAGCACAGAAGAUCCAGGCCCUGGACCGUGGCACGGCUGAGUAUGGGAUCACCAAGUUUAGUGACCUCACAGAAGAGGAGUUCCAUACCAUCUAUCUGAAUCCACUCCUGCAUGAGAUGUCUGGCAAGAAGAUGAACCCAGCCAAGCCGGUGGAUGAAUCUGCACCACCUGAAUUUGACUGGAGGAGCAAGGGCGCUGUCACUGAAGUCAAGAACCAGGGCAUGUGCGGCUCCUGCUGGGCCUUCUCUGUCACAGGCAAUGUGGAGGGCCAGUGGUUCCUGAAGCAGGACACCCUGCUGUCCCUCUCAGAGCAGGAGCUCGUGGACUGUGACAAGAUGGACAAGGCCUGCCUAGGAGGCUUGCCCUCCAAUGCCUACACAGCCAUAAAGAAUUUGGGAGGGCUGGAGACCGAGGAUGACUAUAAGUAUCAAGGUCACCGGCAGGUCUGCAACUUCACUGCACAGAAGGCCAAGGUCUACAUCAAUGACUCUGUGGAGCUCAGCCAGGAUGAACAGAAGCUGGCAGCCUGGCUGGCUAAGAAGGGCCCGAUCUCUGUCGCCAUCAAUGCUUUUGGCAUGCAGUUCUACCGCCACGGGAUCGCCCACCCACUCCGGCCCCUCUGCAGCCCUUGGUUCAUUGAUCAUGCUGUGCUGAUUGUGGGCUAUGGCAACCGCUCUGAGAUUCCCUUCUGGGCCAUCAAGAACAGCUGGGGGGCUGACUGGGGUGAGAAGGGUUACUACUACUUGCAUCGUGGGUCCGGGGCCUGUGGUGUGAACACCAUGGCUAGCUCAGCAGUGGUGAUCUGAGGAAGCUAUUGGUGCAGAACCUGCUGAGCAGAGAGUCCUUUUCCUGGCCCCUAUGUCCAGGCCCCUCCCCAGGAGGCACAGCUGGCUGAGAAAUAGGCACUGGGUACUUCAAGAGGGUGAGCAGACUGCACUGGGCCCCAUAUUUCCUCCACCCUACUCCUACCCUGCCAUUCUUCGGCUGAACCAUUGGUGAAUUGUGGUUGCUCAGGGGAUCCCGGGGUCAUUGGGUGCUUUCUGUGGCAGCCAGAGUCGGGUCAGGAACCCUGGGCAUAGGAUAAGGAGCACAGAAUGAAAAGUAUUCCAGACUUCAACCCAGUUCCAUCCUCAGCAGGCUCUGGCUUCCUGCCUUGGCUUUCCUCUGUCUGAUGCAAUGUUAUUUUCUGGUCCCCCUGGAUUUGGGGACAGAGUCCUACAUCUAGGGAACUUGUAAUCACCCUUUACUAACAGCAAUAAAGAGAUGUCCUGGU
Dipodomys spectabilis (banner-tailed kangaroo rat) is the source of this 1889-nucleotide messenger RNA. RefSeq names its product cathepsin F (gene Ctsf). The record is from RefSeq and is a predicted model, not a curated record. NCBI's taxonomy places the organism in Eukaryota, Metazoa, Chordata, Mammalia, Rodentia, Heteromyidae. Gene Ontology annotation, cellular component: lysosome. Bases 40 to 1422 code for a protein of 460 amino acids. Gene Ontology annotation, molecular function: cysteine-type endopeptidase activity. The transcript is spliced from 14 exons.